GUUGUGUUUCUUUGCCUUUCCUAAUGGAAGAUGCAAAAGACAACCGUUGACGGGAUUAUCCUAUGAGCUUUUUGGGCGACAGAACUGACACCGAGAAAUGUAAAAACAAGUCAUCGUCAUGCUGUUGUGUUGUAUUUUGAUAACCUUUCUAGAUAUUUUGACAAUACUCUCCUCGAUGAUAUUUGUUGAAACAGCGAUGAUUUUAAAGAAAAGUCCAAUCUGGAGGAGUAUCGGGAAGAAACAAACAAUUGCACAAAUGGAUUAUGUGUUGUCACAAGGAAGUGAUAUUGUACUUAAACAGACGCAGAUCCCAGGCAGCAUAAAACUACGCACAAAGCGCCACCAAUAUUCUACUUCACUAUACGGUAGCAUGAACAAAGCCAGCUCUUUAAAGAGAAGGCUGAAGAAAGGUAACAAUGCUAAAAAAACUGUUAGUUUUAACAAGAGGGACUUCUUUUUCGCGCCAGCUCCUCCCUAUGAACCGAUGUCAAGGCCCGUUGACCGAAGGAUGUUCCUGGUUCAUCGAGGAGAGAGAGGUAGCUAUUGAAUGACCUUUGCCUUUUACGUAUUUAUUUUACUUUCCAUACCCUCUGUCGUGGUUUCUCAAACACAGUUCAGAAUUAACAAAUAUUCCAAAAGAAAUUAAUGAAAGACUGCCUAGUGUCACCGAAGUGGAAGAUUGAUAUCAACUGCCUCUCACCCCAAAACACUGAAAACAGUUUUCUGACAAUCGAGGAUGCUAAUCGUUAAGAGUCAGUUGCCCGGGAAUUAAAGGUGUAAGCACUUUAGAGAAAUAUUUUGUUAGGCUAUAUUAACAACUUUGGUCCUAGAAAGGCUUCAGUUACCCUUCACGGUCGAUUUGACAAGUGAAAUUGUAGUUUUUCGCUCUCAGGGUCACUGCAUACACCAAUGCCACCAAGAGAAAAGUAAAUAUAUACAAUAUACAAUGAAUAUUCAAGUGCUACUUAAAAUUACAUUAUAUGUCUUUAACCUUUUGAUUUCAAUGCACUUUUUUGAGUAGUCCUGAUAGCUGAGUUGAAGCCCUUUUUUUCUUAUCUACUCAGGACCAUGUUUUUUCCAUGCGUGCCACCAUGGCGGAAUGUGCGUUCCAAGGCGCCAUGGAUUUUAUUGCGAGUGCCUGCCUGGUUUCAUUGGAACAAGAUGCGAAGGUUAAAUCCUUUAAUGCUCCACGUUAGCCCAGCUUAGAGAAUUUGUUACAAAGGCUCGUGCAAAGUGUGAUUUAGCAAUACAUGAUGAUAUAAAUUUGAAGGCAUAUUCAUUUAAUAUUGCUCUGUUUGGAGUUUGUUAACUCACGUCGCAAAGAGCGACUAAGAAGCUUAUUCCCUUGAUUAGAUUCAACUCAGUGUGCUGUAUUUGGCGCGGGAACAGAUGCAAUUGCUGCUUUGUUUGUUAUUCGAGGUGAAGGUAUAUGAAUGUUCUCAAAUGUGGGUCUUAGGAUUUGAAAGUGACGAUUUGAUAACAAAAUCACAAGAAAGAAGAAACAAGCAAACAAACAAACCAAAUAAAGCGCGAAUCCUUGGAGUAAAACACUUCCACGAACUUCACGUUUCCAGUUAGAAUCUUAAAAUGAAACCUAAGUGAUUAAGUGACACGUUUGUCGUGCGAAGAUUGAAAAAUUGAAAGUGAAAGUGAACUUUCAAUGCUAUUCAUGCCAGAUGCUAGUUAGCUUCAGAUUUUGCUUUGCACAAGUUGCCAAAAAGGCUUAGGACAAUUAUUUUAAUUUUAUACUUGGGAAAUCGCUUAUCGAAACUGAUUUAUAUGCUGUUGAACGUACAGUUAAAAAAGAGUGCAGACCUUCAACAUGUAAAAACGGAGGAACAUGUACCGAAAUUGCAGUUGGAAGACAUCUGUGUACGUGCCCUGUGGGGUUUCUUGGAGAGAAUUGCGAAAGUAAGUUGUUGAUUGUCCAAGCGAGGAAGAAUCCCUAAAUUACGUCUCCUAUGCAUAAUUUCUGCUGCCUUAGCACGUUGUUAGUACCUGACCAACUUUUAGCUGUAAUUCUUUUCAAAUACAUAUAAUUACGACUACUUUCAUCCUUGUAGCACGAAGUCUUUGCCACCCAACCCCAUGUCGUAAUGACGGCACAUGUAGCGAGUCUGAGGAUUCAUACACUUGUGUAUGUCCAGAAGGAUUCAAAGGGAAAAACUGUGAAAGUGAGUAUCAUCAAAUUACAUAUUACUACUUUUAACUUUUUGUCGCAAGCACCUCUAUCUUCGACGUACGCAGGUCUUAAUAAUGAAGAAAAGAGGCAUAGCUUUGAUACAGCGGUCUUUCAAGCAAAUAGUUAUCUUCGCAGGUGGACUGCAAUUGAAGCAAUUGCAGAAAAGGUUCAGGCUCCGAUGAGAUUCGAACCUGUGCCUCUCAGAUGCUUUUCUAGCGCUACUACAACCUGGGCUUCGAAGCCACACGCUGGGGGUAAAUCUCGUUUUAGAGGGUUCUUCUUUCCCGUUGAGGAAUUUGGAUCAAUAUCAGUAUCUGGGCAACUGCCCACCUACCCCUCCCCUAACCCAAUAUUAACCCUUACUUGUUAUCAAUAGACUGUUGUUGGGUUGAGGAAGGGGUAGAUGGGCAGUUGCCCAGAUACUGAUAUUGAUCCAGGCAUUUUAUAUUUAUAAACAUUGGAGCUGGCUCGUUAUAAAGUACUUUUAACAGUCACCAAAGUUCGGUUAUUAUAUUACUAAGUUCACUUCUUAAAAAGCUUAUAUGUCCUCCAUCUAUUAAUUUUUACUUUUAAACGUCAUUUAAUUUGGUUUACUUUGUGUUUUCCUUCAGUUGACAACAAGUGCCUACCAAAUCCGUGCAAGAAUGAUGGUGUAUGCUUUGAAAUGGGCAAUAGUUAUAUCUGCAAUUGCCCACAAGGUUUUAAAGGAAAGACUUGUGAAGGUCAGUGGUAAUAUAGCCUGAUGAUAACCUUGCCCAUGCGAGAAUAGUUUAUGAAGGAUUUAUUGAAAUAUAUUUUAGAAAAAAGGUUGAAUUUUGCAAAAUAAAAUUUAAAAAGUAUUUUUAGAUAUCGGCCAAUUGUUGCACAUGUGGAGCUGUAUACGGGUAUACAAAUUUGGUAAACAGUAACUUAACUAGCCACAAUUUUAACCAAAUUCGAUGAAACCCGUCAGUCAUUUUGCCUCACAAAGGCAACUCUCGUCAAUAAUUUCGGUGGCUUAAAAUUGCCCCUCCCUUGUCAGUGAUGAUAUAGGGCUCAAAUUGCGAUCUAAAAGAAUAAAGUAGACUGACCAUUUGAUGCGUGUAAAGUUUAACCUGCUGCUAGAGUCGCAAACUUCAAAGCUCGAUCAAAAGUUUUGUCUGGACACCAAAUAGAAAAUCUCUUUCGGCCUAUGUUUGACUCCAUUCUCGCGCUAUUUUUUCAUUCCUUUUAGUUAUCAGCGAGUGUAAUUCUGUUUAUUGUCUGAAUGGAGGAACAUGUAGAGAUGAAAGCUCUGGGUACUUGUGUGACUGCCGCUUUGGAUUUUAUGGAAAGCGGUGUGAAGGUAACUAUCAUUUAAAUCAGUCAUUUCCUGAAAGCAGAUCGUUUUUUCGUCGUUUUGUAGUAAUUUAUGUCUAAAGAGAACAAGAAAACAAUCAGACAUAGAACCUUGACCACGAAUACGCCUUUUCAGUCUCUUCUUCACUCGAAGUCAGUAAAAUUUGUAGGUUUGUCUGUAACAUGAAAAAAAGGAAGACAUUUUCACAUGUAUGUUCUUUUUAUGGUGUACUCGACUUAAAGGCCCAUGAUCCAAUCAUACAAAUCCGCAGAGUUAUCUAAUAUAACUUUUAUCAUAGUAUUGCCUGUAGAUAUCUGUCUUUAUCUGCUUAAAAAAUAACGCUAGAUAUAAAGAUAAAUAGAUCAGUUAAUAAUUUUGUAAUUAAAAGGCAUAACUCGAUGGUAUAACAUCAAUUUAAAAAAACUUAAUCUGUCCCUUCUUAAACCUACCUCUCCCAUUCUUAGCCGUGUGGCCGUAUCGAAUGGACAUUGCCCGAAUAAUGAAGGGACAUGGAUAUUUGAAAUACGGCUUUAUAACUGAUUAAAUAUUUCUCGAAAUAACGUUUAUUUUAAUAUCGACAGCUAAUAUAUUUACUCAUCGCACUUAAACUUUUCACUAACCAUAACACCGAUGCCGUAUCUUUGUAUAGCCUCUGCAUGCCACCCUAGCCCUUGUCAUAAUGAUGGGGUUUGUCUAAGAUUUGGUAAUCAAUACUCCUGCCAGUGCAAACAAGGCUUCUCUGGAAAGAGGUGUAAAGGUAUGGAGACUUUGCAGUUUUACUUCAUUAUCUGUGGAAUACAGGUAUGUUGUGUUGUUCAGCGUUAAUUGACCCUCUCAAGGCAGAAUAAGUAUAAUUUUUCAGAAUAUUUUUUGUUUUAGGCUAUAGUUCUCAGCUAACUAACAAUUUCUUCAUAAAAUUCAAUAGAUAUUAAAAGCUAAAGGGAGAGAAAAAGGCAUUCAAUACGUGAACUUCGUGAAAGAAUAAACCUAAUCAACUGGAGCUACUUAUUGAUUUUAUCUUUUGUGGCGCUGGAUGUAUUAACUGAAGUGGUAACAACAGAACUUUUCCGACUACCCAGGAAAUAAUUCCAAAUAGUUUUUUCCAUGUACUGUACUCUGUCUGUUUCCCUAUACAGUCUCAAGACCGUGCUCCCUUGGUAUUUGCUUAAACGGCGGCACAUGCGUAGAUGGACCAUACACCAAUAGUAAAUAUGGAUUUGCAUGUGUGUGUCAGCAAGGGUUUGACGGUAUCAUGUGCGAGAAACGUCUUCCUGACAACUUUGGAUAAAGACUUGCCAUUUUGUGAAUUGGAAAUUAUCUACAGUGCAGCAAGUCGUCAUGUAGAAAAAGAGCUCAAUUUCGAAUCUAUGAUUUUACCUGUAGAAAGUAAUUCUUAAAACAAUCUGCUCGCCUGACUGGUAAACAAAGCAUUUUCAAUAACUACUGGCAGAAAUUUCUCCACGAUCUAAUAUGAAGUAGACAUAUUCAGAAUGAAGGACCCCCAUGAUGUGAAAACUUUUUCGGUGCCAUUGCUUCUAAGAAAGGGAAAGAAUACUCUAACACUUGCCAUCAAAUUUUCUAUGAACUGACUGCUACCAAUUAAAGUAAUUAAAAACAAACAAUAGAAAGAAAUAUAUUUGAGUAGAAAGACAAUGUGACAAAGCUAAUUUAAAGUUAAAAUUGUUGGAGUCGAAUUAGUGUUUGCACAUAGUAAUGAGUGUUGGAGAGUGGUUUAUCAGUAAAGAUGAAUUAAAAAAAACAUGCUGGUAGAGACUGAAAGCAUGCGAGGGUAUAAUUAGCCAUCUAUUGUCUAACGUGUAAGCGUGCAAAGGAAAUUUGUCAAAAAAUAAACUAAACAGUUUAUUUACUAAACCACUAGACUCCAAUCUUUACAAAUUUGAAUAUUUUUUUGAAAAUUAUUUCCUCUGGCAAAGGUUGAAAUCUAGUUUUUGAGGAGAAAGUUUGUUUAAAAAUACUGCUUGGCAUUAUUCUUGCUGGAUACCGAUAACAGUAAAUAUCAGUUAAUCGAGGACUGUUGAAUUGUUCAGUGAAUUUGGAUGGAUUUCAGAAUUCAUUCACAGGUCACCGCUUGAUCAUUUAGAAUUCAGACAUUACUAAAGACCGCCCAUCUUUGACACUUGACUUGUGGCGGGUUGUUAUUUGGUAGUACUUUGUUGUUAAUACUUGCGUGAUAUCAUCAUAUCGGUGAAAUCACUUCGACCGUGAAAAGCGAUCGAAAUAACCGUGAUGUUUGAAUUUAAGCGGUUACAGGAAAUUUAGACAAAACAAAUGGCGGGAUUUGUGGCAAUAUUUAGACAAUGCGUCAGAAGUUCGCAAUGAAACAACUUCUACAUAUCGCGAUUCUAUGGUUCGUCGUCCUUUCAACUAAUUACUCGAAUUGUAAACGUCUUCGAAAGAGGUCUUUGAGGAACUCGUCUCGUUCCGUGAAGGGCUUUCAUCCAAGAUAUAGAAGAGACUUAACUUAUCUCUAUCACACAAAAUUAAAAAAACAGCUUUUAACCGACAAAGCGGUGAAAUAUGGACAAGAAAGUAUUUUGGAAGCUUAUUCGCAUUCGACAGGACGACUUAAACGUGGAAGCAAUAAUAUCUCUGGCAACAAAGCUUCGAAUGGAAAGGCUUCACAUGCAUCGUCAUUACCGCAACCAGCAAAGCCGUUACGAGUGGUUGCAACUUCUGCUGUGAUAAAAAACCGACUUAAAAAGACCAAACCUCUGAAGGCUAUUCACAUAUGGGGACCGACACCCUUCAAAACUGUGAUGGAAAACCUACGGAAACUGAACGUGAAUCUUCAAAAGCAAAGAGGAGCUGUUAAAAGAUUAUUCCUUCCAGUUCAACUUCAGCGAAAGCAACUAUUGAAUGCUUUAACCGGUAGAUCGCCUUUUCCAGGACCAACAGGGCCUUUUAUACGGCAGUUUCCCCCUUUUAACCCAGAAAGAGAGUUUCCGGCUAUGUCUCCUCCGAUACAUUCCCCCAAUGCUAUUCAUCUUGAAGAAGGACCUCCUCCCGCCUCUCUGGUACCAGGUCCUAUUGGACUCGGUCCUCCACCGUUACCAUUUCCACCCCAGCCCGUUUCCCAUUUACACGAGAUGGGACCUGUGCACCUACGAGAGGAAACCCCAGACCACGCGUUCCUACACCCCCCUGACUUUGCCCCUGUUCCUGAAAUAACUCCUAUGCAUGAGAGUGCUCCAUUACCACCUUUCCCUACGACUAUCGGUCCACCACCCGACGAAUUUCCAGCUAAUUUCGGUCCGCCUGAUAUACCUGCGAAUCUUCCAGCUAACUUUGAGCCAGCACCAGGUUUGUUUGAACCGCCACUCCCCUUUCAGAUGGCUGGGGAAAUACGUCAACAUGUGAAUCGUCACGUCCACAAAGGUAGGUUUUCAAAGGAAAUAAGCUGUAAGGAAGUUGCUCGGAGACAAAAAUGUGAAUGUGUUAUCGUUUGUACAUGCCCACCUUAUUUACCUCUUAAGUAAAUUAAUGUAGGGAUCCCCGUCAUACGGAUUAUUUCCCUUGACAAACAUAAACUUACCUUUGUUUUUGUUAAGUGUUCUGUCGAACUUGAAAUGCGGCGUUAAAAACGUAUCCCGAAUCGUAGCGAGAACAUUGUCCACGAAUAACAUAAAUGCUAGUUUCGUCAGUAAGUGUUUCUCUACAAGCAUAGGUGAGAAUAAUGUACAAUGUAUUCCAGGUGUUUCCAAAGCGAAAUGUAGUCCUAAUCCGUGCAAGAACGAUGGUGUAUGUACAGCUUUUGAAAAGCACUACGAGUGUGAGUGCCCGAUGGGAUUCAUGGGAAAGGAUUGUGAAGGUAAGUGCAGAUUCUCAAAAGAAUCGACACUCUCCACUAAUGGCUCGACUAGCUCUAUUUGACAGUUACUUUCUGAGCACAUCCAUCUCACGCAGAAAUCGAAAGUGAACAAUCAAAAUGCUUUCGUCCAAAUGCACUAGUGGUACAAAACAACGACAAGACAAGUUCGUGUUGUUCUUUUCUUUUGUUUCAUCUGCAACCGCACACCCUUAAGCUUCUCGCUUUACCUAAUCUCUCUCACUUAUCAUCAGAUUUUAGUAUUUGUAACAGAGCACUAAUAGACUUAUCUGAAAUACGGGCAAAACUGAUUGUAUCUGUUCAUAUACAAAUGAACACUUGGGUACUUUAAAACUUUCCUUGGUUGAGCAAAUCUAUUUUAAGGCGCGAAUCACUUAAGAGAUCAAAAUAGUAAAAGUAUCUAUUAACUUUCCCUUGAAAGCAUAAAAUCGAAGAAAUUUUAUCAUAUCGUGAUGGGACCUCACACUAUCAUCAAAUUCUUUUGAAUUUGUUACCUACGAGGUAGUUUAUUCAACAGAAAACAACUGAGAGAGUCUCAGAAUUGAUUGCAGAUGGCCAGAAGUCUCUAGCAGUGACCACACCUCAAUGUGUUAUAAACUUACCAUGCGCAAAUAUUAUAAUUAUUUUAUUUAGAGGUCAACCACUGCCUCCCGAAUCCGUGUAAAAAUGGAGGAAACUGUUAUGCAACGACAAGCGGCUACCAUUGCACAUGCGUCAAAGGAUUCAAAGGACCGAACUGUGAUAGUGAGUGACAAUUCAAAAAAACCUUAAGCUUUUCAUUACAUUAACUGUUGUAAAGUAAAAAAGCAUUUCGAAUAAAAUCUGAUCAUUUGCCUAUUUUUAUCUAGAAGUAUAUCGUGGAGUUACGCAUGCGCCUAUAAGUUAUAAAAGUUGUUGAUGGGGAUAAUAAUGCUCAGCAAAAUAUAUGCCUUAUACGCCAUGCACUCGAUUCGAGUUUUGCACGAAAACAAGAUAGAUAAAUAAAGUACAGUCUAGAAGCAGUUAACUUCUUUUCUUUGCUCUUCUCGUGUCGGUUUGUCAUUUUUUCCGAGUUCUCAUUAAAUGCGCUUCUUAACAAGCAGUCAUGUCUUUUACCGGGCACAUAAUUAGCACGACUGAAGGAAGGGGUGGGUGGAGACAUUUGAUUUACGGUAAGGGACGGAGUACAAUUGUUUUUCUGAUUUCCACAGUCACUAGCAAGUGCAUCCCCAGUCCAUGUAAGAAUGGAGGGACGUGUGAGGAGAACGGUGGCUCUUACAAGUGUCUUUGCCUUCCUGGAUUUGAAGGCAGUAAUUGCGAAGGUAAACUAAAUUGAUGAUGUACGCCAUCGAAUGGGUAGUGCUGUGUCAAUAGUGGUGUCGCAAAGAAUAAGGAUGAUAGAUGAUCAUGAAGAUAUCUAGUGACAAGUAUAUAAGUCUGGCUUACUUGUCCCAUGUUAAAAGAUAUUAAAAUCUUCUAUUUGCCUCGCUUUUAAUUCAUUGUUAGCUAUCUAUCAUUCCGAACAGGCCCAAGAUGGCCUCAAGAGAUCUCUUUGUCCAAACGAAAAAAAAAAAGGUUGCGUGUAAAACGUCUGGAAGGAUAGCAGAAAUCAGGAUAGUGACGAGAUAGUUCAUUUCAAUUUCACAGCUGCUGACCAUUGUGCCAUUGGAAACCCCUGCAAAAACGGCGGAACCUGCUUAAAUGGAGAAAAGAACUUUGAGUGUCAUUGCUUACCAGGAUUUUAUGGCUCAGAUUGUGGAGGUAGGUGACACCUGAUAGCUUGCAAAAUCAGCUGGUCUGAGCAGAGAUGUCUAGAAUUGAUUGUCAAUGAGGUUCUUUUACCGUGCAGUAGGCAUGAUGUUCUUGUCAAUAAAAGUCCAUUGAAACUCAUAUACCCUAAUAUCAGGGUAUGUGAAGACUUAAAACAGUAACUUACAUCACUAUGGAGAUAAACGGGUCUAAAAACUACAUAAGCUAUAGAGUGCCAGAUUAAUUGAAAGAUUAAAAGGUACAAAAUCUCGCUUUGGGUUUCUACGCUUUAACCGUUUGUCAUUGCGUUGCUCUGGAAACUUCCGGUAACGAAGGAUGAUCAAUGUAUUCUUCAAUUUCUGAUGUAUAAUUCAUUUUUUAACCACUGUCAAAACUCUUGAUCGUGCUUACCUCAGCAGUCGUUUCAAAUUUUUAAGUCUUAAGAUUACCUCUAGGAUCACUCCUCGUUAGACCGCUGGUUACAUACAUACUGCGUUCAUAUUUGUUCGGAAAAAAAAGUCUGAAAUAGGAACACUUUUAACAAACUGAUAGUAAUACCUCGUGACUCAUUACUCGUUUUGUUUUUAAUUGUUUCUUUGAUUUUCCUCAGAUUUAGACAUGUGCUACACUAAUCCAUGUCAAAAUUCUGGAACUUGUCACAACACCGGUGCUGGGCAGUUCAUGUGUUUAUGUCCUGUGCUGUUCAGAGGAAUCACGUGUGAUGGUAGGACGAGGGACACUUGGUCUUUUAUUCAAAUUUCCAUUAUUGAAUAGCUGGUGUUAUCGUUUUGAUAACAUAUGUUCAAAACAUACAAGCAUUUGGAAAUCUGGAAGUGUCGCAGCACACUAUAUAUCUUUUUAGUAUAAGUAAAAACCAUUAGAGUGUUAAUACCUGCGAACAUUUUAUUUAAUCAGUCGGUUUGGACGGCCUGAAAUUGGGCUUUUCUUAGGUAAAUCUCAAGUAGUGUUGAAUGCCUAAUCUCAUCAAACAGGACGUAUAUUUACACUGUGCUAUAAAUAAAGCGGCAGGCUGAAUUAGUAAUUACAAUAAUGGUGCAAGUUGUUGAAGGAGUAACUUUAGUCUCUAAAGGAAUGGUGUUUAAGUAAAGUAUAUACUAUAUUGUACAUUUUCUUUCCAGAAAAAUUUUCUAAAUGUGAAUCUCAACCAUGUCAAAAUGAAGGAACGUGUGAAGAGGACGAGGAAGAAGGCUUUCACUGUAUCUGCUCCAGCAAGUAUCAGGGACGGCAUUGCGAAGGUAUUGUAUGGGGGAGCUACUGAAACGAUGUGUAUAGCGGGCUCAUAAUAUUUCAAAUUUAAUAAAAAAGCGUUGUUAUGCAUAAUUUGAAAUCGUGAAUUACUUUACAAGGGAUCUUAAGAUGGUGAAGUCAUGUGCUUAUUCAUUUAUUUCCUACCAUGUUAAGUGGGCGUGACCAGAAUGAUAUCUGAUGAUAAGGGUCCCUCGAAAUUUCGGAACUGAUGGAAACAUAAUUUGUUGGAAUUACGGUUACCUCGCUCCACGGUUAGAUCUCUUACAGUCAGUUUGCUCCAACCAAGAGUUAAAUCACUCCACAAUACAAGUUACCUCGCUCAAUACAAAAGUGACCUCGCUCAAUACAAAAGUGACCUCGCUCAAUACAAAAGUGACCUCGCUCAAUACAAAAGUGACCUCGCUCAAUACAAAAGUGACCUCGCUCCACACAGAGGUGAAUUUGCUUCAUGUAAGAAAUUAGAGCAAUAUUGGCGUGAACUUUUUUUAUGCGUGAUCGAUGAUCGACUGAUUAAAAAGAAGCGAUGACAACAACAACGUGGCGCUAAGUCUUCUGAAAUAUAUAUGUCUUUACUCUAACAAAGUCAGAACUUAUGCCAACUUUGAAUUUUAGUCCCUACAGAAUUACACAGCGCCUGCUUCAAUAAUCCUUGUGUAAAUGGAGGGAAAUGUGUUCCCGUAGAAAACACAUAUAAGUGCAUUUGUAAAAGUGGAUUUUCAGGAAACACAUGCGAAGGUUGGUUCCGGCACUACAGAAAUAUUCACCAUAAAUGAUGCAAGUUUGUUUUAGUCAAACAUGACACAACAGUAGUUAAGGCGGUUCUCAGAAAGUGUUUAUUUGUAAGUAUUUCAUUGGGAUAUUAACGGACAGUUUUUCUAUAUCUUAAAACAAAUUGAAUCUUUUUAUUUUCAUCCUUUAGGUUCAGUCAAAAUGACGGCCGUUCCUGUGUUGUGUGCCGAUUGUCAUGCGCACGCCAGAUGUCUUGAUGGGAAAUGUGUUUGCGAAGAAGGAUACGACGGAAACGGCAAUGUAUGUGAAGGUAUUUAUAAAAUUUGUUUUCUGAAGUUUGAAUAUAGCAAAAGAGGAUUAAGCUCAGAGAACUUAUCCCCUCCUAUGGAAUCUUUAACAUUGGUAACAUUACUUAAUUCAAUGCAAGAUAUCUAUUCUACAGGGAAUAAUGCCAACUUCAACUCGCGCGUUGCUCGAAUAUUUCGGUGGGAGCAUUAAAACAACCCGUUAGUUGUCCAAAGGAAUUUAACAAGCAGCACAUAAUUACUUUUCGUGAUUGUUCAGAAUCUCCGAAAAGAACAAUGAUCUGUAUGAUACUCAAGAUUUAAUUGGGAUUAAUGGCAUAGCUUGGUUUCCGCUCGGUUAUAAUUCAAAGUUCCCCAGCUGGUUGUUGUAAAUGUGUUCAUAGAAGUAAGAAGAAGCGCAGCUGGGUGAUAAAAUGGCAGUUUUACAGCGUUUAUCCAUCUUUGCCUGCAUCCAAACACGUGCACACGAAAUCCGAUAAACGGGGAGGAAGAUAGCUAACUGUUAAGAACGAAAAAAAAUCAGUUAAAGAAAAAGUAAGUUCAAGGAAAAAGAUAACAGUGAAACCAAAAAGCAGGCAAAGAGACCAGCCGAAAAAAAAAGCCGGAUCUACCAACAUAUAAGAGAGAGCCAUGGGAAAAACCACUUAAAUGAUCAAGAAAAAAAUAAUAGGAAUUUUCAUUUGAAAUUAUCUCAUAACGAACUUCUUUCACAAUAUAUACACGGUAAGCGAAAGGCAUUGUAACAGAAAUCUGUAUUUUGUAGUGUUGAAAGUUACGGAGAUCAGUGAGCACACACCAACCGCGCCGCCAACUAGUCUUCACGUGAUUACAGGUAAAUUUGAUUGAGUAGUACACUAAAUGAUUUGAACCGAGUAGUAAUAGUUGAUCCUGUAGUCUGAUUGUCUGAGGAAAAGUAGUCCUCUAAAAGACUGUUGUUAAUGGGAACAAGUGACUGCCGCUUCGACAAAUUGAGAAGAACCUCCUAACUCUGUUGAUGUCCUUUUCUCAGGUUGUGAAACGGCAGUCUCAACUGUCAUCUACUAGAUCAGGCAACACAAUCGAAAAAACUCAUUUUCGAUGUGCAUCAAUUUUUUUCAUGACAAGACACAGAGGGAGAUCGAAAAUUUGUUGAUCAUGAGGGACUUGUCAGAAAUUAGCAGGGGGGGAGGGGGGCUGGGAAUUUUAAAUUUGGGUUAGGAAAUUAGGUGACCCAUCCCUGCAAUGGGAGUGAAAUUUUCUAACCCUCCCCUUGAGCUUGGCCUAAAAUAUCAUGACCCUCCCCCUCUUGUAUAAAUGAUAAAAUCUAGUUCUUGCAAUACACAAGGGUGCGUCAGUAUUAUGAAAACUCAAAAUAUAUUUCUAAUCUGUUCUUUGUCAUGCUACAUACACACAUUUUCGACGACAGCAUUAAGAGUCCGACUGAUCACUCGACUCUCCUAUUUCUCCCAAUACAAAGUCUUCAUCACUAGAACAAGUGGGUAAUGCCUCAUCCCCUUCAUCUACCUCACAUUCAUCAUGAUCAUCCACCUCUUCCAAAUAAAGAACUUCCUUUUUCUUCUGUGGGUGAACCUCUACAUGAUCACGGGCAAAUAUUUGCAUGACCCUCCCCCUUUUAACUGCCCAUUUUUCAUGACCCCUCCCUUUUCUGAGGCUCAAAAAGUUGUGACCCCCCCCCUCUGUUUCCACCCCCCUCCCCCCCUGCUAGUUUCUGACAAGUCCCUGAAAGUAAUUAAAAAAUAACGCGUUCAUCCAUGUUUAAUGCACAAAAUCUUUGUCUAACAGAUCAGAAUGGAGUGAGUGAAUGAAUAAGAGAUUGAAUUUUUUAGAUACACACAUAAAUAUUAUAGCUUGAGUAACCUCAUACCACGAGGUAAAGAUGGUUAAGCUGAAAAAUAGAUCAUUGCCAAGCUCCAAAUCCCUCACUUUCAAGGUGAGGCCAAGCGCAAAUUCUUCACACUCAUUUCAUUUUCAAGAGGAAUUAAAUUUGCUUUUUAAUAAAAGGUUUCGCGAUUGGACUUGAACUAAAACUGUGACUUUGGGUAUCUCGAAAAUGCCAUAUAUAUAUAUAUAUAUCGACCCAUAAGAUCGUUUCCUUUAAAGUCCGUGAGGCAGUUAGCGACAGUUCAGUUGUUGUAUCAUUGUUUACGUUAAGCACUGUCUAAAAUGGAUUACGACUUUGUUAUUUAUCUGCAGUUUUGAUUUGCUGUUGUAGUUGUUGAUUUUUAGUGACCAUCAUGGUCUAUCCACGGUCAUUGUAGAGUAUGUUAGGUAAAGACAGGUUUAUAAAGCUGCAAUAAUUGCAAUAUCUUUUUUUCUUUUUUUCUUUUUUCCUUUUUUUUCCUUACAGGCUCCCCCUUGAGUAAUGUUUGUCAUCCUAAUCCCUGCUAUAAUGGUGGCUCUUGUCAUGAAACAGCAAAAGGAUUCACUUGUGAUUGCGCUGAGCAUUACAUGGGACCAUUGUGCAAACGUAAGGCUUUUCUGAGAUGGAUAUGAUUGCCAGUUAAUUAUUACACAUACAUAUUGGGUGAUUUGAUUACUUAAAAUCUGAAGCUUAAAUAAAAAAAUAAAUAAACACACAUCGCCAGAAGAGGCGAGAAAAAUGAAAUAUCUCAGGUGGCUUAACUUACAUUAAACACGAAAAUGAUGGAGAAUAAAUGAAUAUGGGAACAUCGAGGAGAAGGUGUGAGAAGUAUAAGAUAUGUAAAAGAAAUCAAGAAAUUAAAAAAAUCUCCAAACAUGAAGGGGAAACAGUAUACUUCAAGGAGGACCUGUGAGGCAAUUGGCAAAGGCUAAUUGACAUAUACGAUUUUCUGGAUUUGCUUUUACCUUGAUUCGUUUGCUUUUUUGUCAUGUAAGCGAACUUUUUGCAUUUUCGCUGGAACUCCAACAGGUUGCAUGUCGGCGUUAUGCAUUCUCGUGCACGUCUCUAUAUUUACAUGACACAUGCAUAGAAAUGACACCUGAAUAUUUAAGAUUAACUAUAAAUGAUCAACAUUCCGCAAAUUAUCUCCUUCAAGAUGUCAGCCCUUGCCUGGGAAAUCCCUGUGAGAAUGGUGGGACAUGCAUCGAAGGAGGAGUUGUAGGCGGCUACAUAUGCAGAUGCAGAGAGGGGUACAAUGGGGAGAACUGCGAAGGUGAGGCAGUUAUCACAUUUGUAAUUAAAGUUUACUGUAAGGGCUAAAAACUGAUCAAAUGAUUAUUUUUUUUCCUUACGAACCCUAGAAGCCAGUGCCUGCGAGCCAAAUCCGUGUAAAAAUGGCGGUACCUGCCACUUGAAGGCGAAGUCCUAUGUUUGUCUGUGUACCCAACGGUUUGAAGGCUUCACAUGUGCAGGUAUCUGUAUUAUGGCAAGAAUCCUCCUUUGUUCAUCUUCAUCUAUCAAGUACACAAUAACAAUUGCUAUACAUUUCCUCAAGUAUGAUUCCAUCUCAGUUUCUAUUUACAUUAUUAUUUAUCUACUGCACUUCAUUCUUACCUUUGGUAUCAGUCAUGCACGUUUAAAAAGGUGAAAUUUGAACAACUGAUUCACAAACCUUAUAGUUAUCGAGAAGAAACUUAUUAUGAGUUUUUCUUAGCGUAAAAUCCUGAGAGGAGAGUGGUACCUCAGCUGUUAGGUUUGAAGAAACCUAACACAGUUUCAAAAGCAAACAAAAUUUAUUUUGAAGCUUUGUGUGACCAUUUUUCUCUCACACACGUAGAGUAAUGAAUUUACAUUGCUUUUACUUGUGCCUAUGUUAAAAAAAAUUCACCGCUUGUGAAGAAAAUCUCUUUGGUUUUUCAAUUUUAAGAAACAGCUUUUCUCUUCGUUCGCGUAAAUUUGUUACUCCUGCGUUUGGAAUUUUAAGAAGUUUCGGAAUUUUUAUUUCAGCAAAAUGUUGUGGUUCAUAUAACAAGUCUAACCUAUAUUUUCUACGGAGUUUGGACUCUAGCCUCUUUUUUCGUAAAUCGAAUUUUUAGAGCUGUUGUUGUAUUCACCACGUAUCUGGCCCCGGUUGUUUGAUGGGUAGAUAGCGCUAUCCAACGGAUAACGCACUGUCCAACUGAUAAGUGUUAACAAAACUUAUUGUGCUAUCAACCUGAUAGACAUUUAUCCAGUGGAUAGCGUUAUCUAUCCUUCGAAUGAGUAGAGCCUAAUCAAUAAGUCAAUCAUGAAUUUCUAUCAGGAUGGAUCGCUGCCUUUUCAACUGAUCUGUGGCUUUUCUUUCACAGAGGAUAAAUGUGCAAGAUGCGAUGUCCAUGCCCACUGUGAAAAUGGAAAGUGUGUGUGUGAUGGAGGUUAUUACGGAGCUGGGACUUUGGGAGAAUGUUUCCGUGUGGGAGGUAUGCGGAAACGGUGAUCAAAGAAGUAGUAAUUUCUGGUACAAUCUCGAGUUAUUUAAUGUACAAUACAUUACAUGUUCUGACACUGUGGCCCAUAUUACCAAGUAACUAUUUGUGUACAAAGGUCAUUAAACGGGGUGCAGAGAAUGAAGUUAUGUAGAUCGUACGUGUUUGAGGACCUGUAUUUGUCAAUAGCAGCGUCAUUCUUACAUGGAUGAAUACCUGAUAUUUAGAAAAAACCAAAGACAUUCUUAAGAUUUUUAACUUAAUAAUUGGUUUUUUAGUUGCUAGGUUGCAUGCUCCCAAAACAGAUCUAUCUUCAGCAUCUAAACAUUAAAGUUUUCAGUUAUUUUUUUGACGCAUUUUAGUUUUCUUGUAGCUUCAAACCCAAGAUUCUGUGUUCCGAAUCCCUGCCAACACGGUGGAUCUUGCUUCGAAGAAGCAAACGGUCACAGAUGUGUCUGUACAUCUGACUACGAUGGAGAAAACUGUGAGCUAUCCACCAGUGAGUAAGAAACUCGAGCAAGCGUAUUUUUAUUCAUUAAACACGUUAACCCGAAAAAAAUAAUGGCAGCUCAGGUGAUUAUAAGAGCGUUUGCAGGGCAACAGAUAUCAUCAUCAUCUACAAAGAAAGAAAGAAAUCCAUUAUAGAGUUCACCUAUUUUUAUUAUCUUAAAGCAUCGAAAUUUCUAUCGCACCAUCAUUUAUUUCCUUGCUUACAUUUUGUUUGCUUUUUUAUAUUACUGUUACUUUGAUAUAUACAAUGUACACGGGUAUAUCAGAGGAAUAUAUCUAUUUAGACCACAUGCAAUCCCUACCCUAGACAUAAGGCGUAACCAGACUAUCACAAUUCUAUUUAAAGGCAUACAUUAAGGAUGCUGAUUUCAAUCAGAGCAUUCUAACAUUUUCGUCAAGAUCUAUGUUUUUUUUACAGGAGCAGCUCCGCCUUCGCACAAAAUACCGGACCCUUGUGCAGGCGAGCCUUGUAAAAACGGAGGGAGCUGUGUUCCAAAAGCGAACAAAUUUCAAUGUUUGUGCUCCAUGGGAUUUGAAGGGCCAACGUGCGAGGUGACAGGUUUGUAUAAAUGCGUUUUCUUCAUACUUAUUUAUUAUCGAUGCGCAAAGUCUCUUCCCUCGCUGCGACAGUUUUAGAGUGGCAAAGUAGAUAAGGUCAGCUUCAAACUUACGCGCCGCGAUUUUUAAGAGGACUUACUCACUUUUUGCGAAUCUGGUAGCCCUUCUUCAUUUAUCGUCGAGGUUUAAAGGUCAAGCUUAUACAUACCCUUGACUGCGCUUAUGUUACUGUUUUUAGUUGUUGCUGUUGUUGCUGCUUUUUUAAUUUAAUUUUUUUUCCUGAGCUCAAUAAUAUUACCGUCCUUAAAAAAAUAUUCUAUUUCCAUUGUAUGUGGACUGAACCACGAGAGUAUAUUCGCUCCUCAGCAAAGUCAUAUUGCCAUCCCAAUCCUUGUCUACAUGGAGGGAAAUGUACUGACAGCAAAAGUGGAUACACUUGUAAAUGCAUCGGCUCGUACAGAGGGGUUAAUUGUGAAGGUAUACAAGCACUUUGACCAUAUCGUAUGACAGUUGAAGUUCAAACAGUGAAUAUUUAAAUCAUGAUCUACUGGAUUAUACAAUGUAUGAUGUUGUUGUGUUUCAGCGAAGGACAACGUUUUGUAAGGGAACGUGAAAAACCUUUCAUCGUUAGAGACACAACUGCUAACUUACUUCACUUAACCUAACCUAAAUAAUAUGGAAAACUGAAUAUAUUCAUGUUGCUACUUACACAACAUUACGUAAUGAAUUGAAAUGUGAUCUCAAUUAAUUAUUCGCAAUUUUACAACUCAAAAUCAGCACUAAGUUCGGAUCCUAUUUGCGAUCAACACCAAAGUCAUGAUAUCUUAUCUUAUUUUACUUAUCUAGACAGAUGCAUGUUGCGCUAAUAUUGCAUGGAGCCUGGGACUAUAAAAAAGAAUUUCCAGAUUAUAUUUCGAAGCGGCGCAGUAAUUCAAUGGGAACUAAACUCUUCUCUGGUAAUUUAGUGUUAACAACUGGGUUGAAAACGUAAAUUAGCCACCGUAAAGGGUAAAAAAGCUGACGUUUCGAGCGUUAGCCCUUCGUCUAUCGCUCUGACGAAGGGCUAACGCUCGAAACGUCAGCUUUUUUACCCUUUACGGUGGCUAAUUUACGUUUUCAACCCAGUUUUUAACACUAAAUUACCUGUUAUACUCUCCCACCGACGCAGCACCACAGUUUCUUUAGAAACUUACCCCUCUAAACUCUUCUCUGUUUGGGUGCUAAGUUUCUUUUCUACGAAUAAGUUAGUAGAAAUGAAACAAAGGAAAAAUAUCAUAACUAUUAAUAAUAAGAAGCUAAUAUUAGCUAUGAAGGCUGAGAAGAGUUCUUUUCCUCCUCUCCAUAUUUUUCCAGCGUCUUUGAACAAUAAACCAUUUAAAUCAAUGUUGACUGCAUGAAGAUAACAUUUUCGUCGUUGAAAACUGCAACUUCGAUGUAGCAUGUCAAUUCGCUUUUGUCUUAAUAGUGGAUGACUGUGAGCAAUGUGAUAUUCACGCCAUAUGUGUUCAGGGAGCUUGCAAAUGCAGAGUGGGUUUCAAAGGUGAUGGUUUUGAAUGCAAAAAGGGUAAGCAUCGCUUUACAUUUGUUUUUGAUAGUAUUAAAAUAAAGUAACACGACUUUUAGAACUUGUCUAAAUGAACUUCGUGUCCAAAUAUAGAGAACUAGCAGACUUAACCUUUACGUGUCCAAACACAUGGAUAUCUGCAGAUAUCAAAUACAGAAGCGCACAUUUGCUUCCAGAAUUUCCCAAUAAAGUUUCUUUCCUAUCGCAAAAUGAUAAACUCAAAUAUCUCGUCAUGAGGUAGAUCUUCGAAUCAAGUUUACUCGUACGUAGACUGUGGUGCAACGUCAAAAAGAUUGAUAUUUUAGGCGCUAUUCUGGUAUUAAAUCUCUGUGCAGGACUAAACAUGUAGCUGGCAUUUCCUUUUUUUUAAUUGCAUGACGAUAGGUACAUGUGUAUAUGGAAAGAAUAAGCAGAAAAUCGAAACAUUCUAAGUUAUGAGUUUGGUAAGAUAUACCCACUGACGCAUUCGAUUUUCUUGAUUAAUCCAGUUAAACGUUGCCAUCAUUGCAGCCCUAAUGCAACUUGCAUAAACAACGAGUGCGUUUGCAAGACUGGAUUCAUUGGCAACGGCCAGCAGUGCCACAGUAAGUUGAACAGCUGAACCUUAUUGAAUUUGCUUUUGAUAAUCCAGAUUUUUUAAACAAUUUACAACUGAGUGUCAAACGUAAUUCAAAAUUGCAUAGGUUUUACAUACUGGACUCUGUAAUUGGCUCACAAAACUCGCACCACUCUCUCAACCAAUCAGAUGUAAAACUCAGAUUACGUCUUAGUCGCCCGCGUUUUCUCGCUUUCUUUGGUCAGGCAUCAGAAUUCUCAACGGCUAGUUGAAUUUGCUAAUUUAAGAAUUUUUCCUAAUCAAGUUUCUCUGCAUAAUAUUUUAGAGGAUGACUGCCAAGGUUGUCCACUCCACUCUCACUGUAAACGUGGAAUCUGCAUUUGCAUACCUGGAUUUGUUUUUGACGGCCACCAUUGUGUUGGUAAGUAGUAGAUAUUUAACCCACAAUCGUGACCAAAAUUUGUUGGGACAUCUUUACAGUAAUAGAGAGCGCGCGAGCAAAAUUCAAACUUCAUACUUGGAAUCUCGUUCCAUAUCACGAGAGUUCUGGACAAUUUCUUUCCAAAUAGUGAUAUUAUUUAUAUAAUUUUAAAGUUGUACAUAAUUAUGUUCUUAGUUAAAACAGGUAGGUGCGCACGAUUGAUCAUCAUUAAUCAUUAUACGAAAAACCUCUAUGUUCAAUUUAGAGCUCGUGAAUGAACCAGCCUGUUGAAUUUGACCUUGAGUAGCUUUUUCUUCCUUAAGUAAAGAUUCUAAGACCUGAACUUCCAUUUGCAGCCUCCGUGCAUGUACCGUAGAUGAUUUCACGAGAGGACUUCUGACGUUUUCGUAUAUUCUUCCUGUUUCCAAAGCCACGUUACCAAAACCAGAACCAGCGAGCUGUCCUGCAGAAUGUAGCAAAGGCCUGACCUGUCCGGAAACGUGUCCGAGCAAAUGCUGUAAGACCUCUGAACAGCACCCAGUAUGUCCAGAUCAUUGUUAUCAUAUCUGUGGACCAGCUUGUCCAGAUCAUUGCUGCCCUCAAACUCUCGAUCACCCUUUAUCGCCAAGUCCUCUUGUUUGUCCGCCUGAGUGUCACAUAAGCUGUCAUCAGUCAUGUCCUGUUCACUGUUGCAAAAUUGUCACGCUAGCAUCAACGGCAUGUCCGAGUCAAUGUCAGACUAGCUGUGCGCCAUCAUGUCCCAGUCACUGCUGUACACCACAACAAGCCUGUCCAUCUGAAUGUCACAUAAGCUGCUCUCAGGUAUGUCCUGGCCAUUGUUGCAAAGUUGUCAAGCCAGUAGCUGCGGCAUGUCCAAGUCAAUGUCAGACCAGCUGUGCGCCAUCGUGUCCGAGCAACUGUUGUACACCACAGUAUCAACCGACGGUUGCGCCAGCACAACUCGCUUGUCAUUCGAUUUGUAAGACAACUUGUCUUCCAGCCUGCCCGAAACACUGCUGCGUAAUCAGAAUAUUUCCAGUUUCAUUUUGCCCUGAUCAGUGCCAGGAGACGUGUGAUCGGUUCUGUCCUUCAUUUUGCUGUUCACUGCCACGACUUUCCACACAGCAACCAACAUCAGCUCCUCAAAUAUGCCCCUCUACUUGCAGUGCCAGUUGUUUACCACCGUGUCCAAAAUUUUGCUGCAAGAUAUCGAUUACACCAUUGAAUAACUGUCCAAGCACUUGUAUUGAUAACUGCCUCCCAAGCUGUCCAAAACAUUGUUGCGAGGUUCCAUACCUUCCAAAUAAUUUGCCAUCGCUAUCACCGGAUGCGUGUCCGUCGCACUGUACUUAUCACUGUGACAGUUCCUGUCCGUUAAAGUGUUGUUUAGGAGCAACAGAUCAUCCACUUUACCCACCUCAACCAUCGGCACAGACUCCAAGUAGUAACGGAUCAGAUUUCCAAGGGUCCUUCCUUUCAGUAUCCCCUCCUUUGUCAAAGUGCCCAGCUUAUUGCUUGUCAUCCUGUAUCCCUGUAUGCCCUAUUUAUUGUUGUCAACGACAAAACAUAUCUCCGCUCUUGGUGAAAUCACCCGAAGAAACAGUUCCACCACUUGGAAGAUCCCUAAAGAAUAUCGACGCAGACUACAAAGCAAAAAUGGUGCAUCAUUUAUCUGAAUUGUUAGCUAGUCCUCUUCUACAGUGUCAACCUUCAUGCUUCUCAGAGUGCUCGGAUGCCUGUCCCAAAAUGUGCUGUGACAUAAGAAAGAAAAAGAAAAUGUACGUUUUCAGACGAAAAAAGAAAGCCCAUAUCAGCAAACCCUUCACGGGCAAGAAUGGGGAUAAUAAGAUUGAGAAUCGUCCGAAAGGAAAGCAAUAA
Pocillopora meandrina is the source of this 21191-nucleotide messenger RNA. NCBI's taxonomy places the organism in Eukaryota, Metazoa, Cnidaria, Anthozoa, Scleractinia, Pocilloporidae. The record is from the annotation of a GenBank genome assembly.